Molecule: messenger RNA, 2526 nt
Organism: Yarrowia lipolytica CLIB122
Lineage: Eukaryota; Fungi; Ascomycota; Dipodascomycetes; Dipodascales
Biological process (GO): translational initiation
Cellular component (GO): cytoplasm
Molecular function (GO): GTPase activity; GTP binding; translation initiation factor activity
Source: RefSeq, a predicted model, not a curated record
AUGUUGAGUAGAAGUUUGUGGAGAGCCCGGGGAUUCCACUCCUCGGUACAGGUUGCAGCCAAGCUCGGCUCCUCGCGUUUCCGAAAGACCGAGCCAGCAGUCCCGGCUCCUGUCAAGGAAGCUCCCUCUGUGGAUCAGGCGAAGGCUCUGUCGCGAAACCAGCCUCGAAGUCAGGGCCAGAACCAGGGCCAGAAUUCGAACCAGAAUCAACCCAGAGGUCAGAACCAGCGAGGUGGUCAGAACCGAAACAAUAACAACGGCAACAAGAACAAUCAAGGUACCAACCAAGGUCAGAACCAGGGCCAGAACCAGAACCGGAACCAGAAUAGAAACAACAACAACAACAACAACAAUAACAACCGACAACAAAGAUCUCAGAAGCCGACUAUCAAUCUUGCCCAAGCUGAGACGCCGUCGCUGAUGAAAAUUAUGAGAAAGCAGGAGGAGGCCCGUGCAAAGAAGUCAUUCAAUACCCCCAAUAUGUCUGGUCCUGGAGAGAAGAAGGGAGGAGAGGGAGGAAAGAAGUCACAUGAAGCUGGAAAGAAGGGGGAAGAGAAGCCCAAGAACGUGUUCCUGAGACACGAAGACUUUGUUGUCGCUACACCAAAGACAGUUCCUCCUCCUCCAGUCAAGGAGAAGAAGGUGAAGGAAAUUGAGAUUGUGCGUCCACGAUUGGCUAUUCCUUCCUUCGUUUCCAUCUCCAACUUGGCCACUAUUCUGCAGGUUUCCCUUGAGACUCUCUCCAGCACAAUGGUGGAGCUUGGAUUCGACCAGGAAACCACUGACCAUAACCAUGUGUUAGACGGUGAAACUGCCCAGCUGAUUGCUGACGAUUUGGGCUUCGAUGUGUACACCAAUGAGACUCAGGGAGUCGAUUUGUUCCUUGCCCCCAAGCCCUCUGCUGACGAAAAGUCGAAGUUGCCUCUGAGACCUCCGAUUGUGACGAUCAUGGGCCAUGUUGACCAUGGUAAGACCACUUUGCUCGAUUACAUUCGAAAGUCGUCCGUGGCCGAGAAGGAACAUGGAGGUAUCACGCAGCAUAUUGGCGCCUUCUCUGUUAAGGCUCCCAAGUCCGGCAAGCAAAUCACCUUUCUUGAUACCCCUGGUCACGCUGCUUUCCUGAAAAUGCGAGAACGAGGAGCUACCGUUACCGAUAUUGUUAUUCUGGUCGUUGCAGGAGACGAUUCUGUCAUGCCUCAGACCAAGGAGGCUAUCAAACACGUUCAUGCCGCGGGUGUCGAACUUGUGGUUGCCAUCAAUAAGUGCGACAAGGAGUCUGUUACCGAAGAGACCAUCCAGAAGGUCUAUUCUGAUCUCGGAGCCAAUGAGGUGUAUGUCGAGGACUAUGGAGGAGACAUUGCAUGUGUCCAGGUUAGUGGAAAGUCUGGUCUUGGAGUUGACACUCUGGAGGAAACUCUGGUUGCUAUUUCCGAGGUUCUGGAUCUGCGAUCUUCGCCCACCGCCAAGGUCGAGGGCAUUGUUCUCGAGUCCCAGGUCAAGAAGGGUGUUGGAGCCACUGCAACUGUUCUUGUCCACAACGGUACUCUCAAGCCCGGCCAGGUCAUCUGUGCAGGCACCGUCUUUUGCAAGGUCAAGGCCAUGAAGGACUCCUCCAACAAGGUUAUCAAGGAGGCCGGUCCUGGUACUCCAGUGGAGGUAACAGGUUGGAAGGAACUUCCUGCCUCUGGAGACCAGGUUUUGCAGGCCGAGAGUGAGCAGCAGGCCAAGCAGGUGGCCGAGAAUCGACAGAAGCGAGCUCAGCUCAUGCAGCAGAUGGACGAUAUCAAGAUCAUCAACGAGAAGCGAAAGCAGCAGAAGAUUGACCAGGAGGCCGAGGAGAAGCGUCUGGAGCGAGCCAAGCUCGGUCUUCCUCCUAUUGAGGAGGAUGAGCCCGAGGCCAAGUGCCAGCUGGCUCACUUUAUCGUUCGAGGAGACGUCCAUGGAUCAGUUGAGGCUGUUUCCGAGUCCAUUGCCGAUAUCGGUAACGACGAGGUCCACGUCAAUAUCCUGUCUCGAUCUGUGGGCCCUCCUACUGCCAACGAUGUUGAAAUUGCCAGGACUGCGAACGCUUCUCUGUUGUUGUUCAACGUCAAGCCCACCAGGGACGUGAUUCUCAAGGCUCGUCAGGCAGGCGUGCCAAUCAUCGAGCAGACCAUCAUUUACCGUGUAAUUGAGCACGUAACCGAACAUGUGACCUCACUGCUCCCCAAGAUCAUCCGAGACAAGGAGAUUGCUUCUGCUCAGGUGAAGGAUAUCUUUGAGAUUUCCAUCGCCAAGAAGAAGGUCAAGAUUGCCGGUUGCAGAGUCACCAUGGGUCCUCUACGACGAUCUCACACCGUCAAGGUGAUGCGAGAUGGAGAGGAGGUGUUUCGAGGCACCGUUUCGUCUCUGAAGCACAACAAGGAUGACGUUACUGAGAUGGCCAAGGGCCAGGAGUGUGGUAUUGCUCUUGAAAAGUGGGACGAACUUGAAUCUGGCGACAUUAUCAUUGCCGUCGAGGACGAGGAGGUGCCAAGAUACCUCUAG